GACAGGUGCGCACAACUCCGCUUCAUUCCUCGUGUUUCUCAGCAAACAACUAUCACAUCUUAUGCUGUCCGUGGCAUCGUUGAGAGACGACAUGAGGGUGCCUUAUUUCCCUGCGAGAUCCGUGCUCUUCCACAAGGAGCCAAACGGGGUCACCUACAGGGUGCCAGCACUGCUCUACCUGCCCCACUGCAGCUCCUUCCUGGCCUUCUGCGAGGAGAGACUCACCCCGUCUGACUCCCAGGCACACCUGCUGGUCAUGAGAAGGGGCACCUUCUACAGGAACUAUGUGGAGUGGGAGGACAUGCACGUCCUCGCCACGGCGUACCUGCCAGGUCACCGCUCCAUGAACCCGUGUCCCGUGUACGACGAGUUCACCGGCACCGUUUUCUUGUUCUUCAUCGCCAUUCUGGGUCACGUCCCCGAGUCCUUUCAGCUGGCGACGGGGAAGAAUUUGACUCGCCUUUGCUACAUCUCCAGCACCGACGACGGCGUGACGUGGAGUCCGGUCACUGACCUCACCCAGCGGGUCAUAGGAGACACCAUUAAAGAAUGGGCCACCUUCGCCGUGGGCCCGGGUCACGGCAUCCAGCUCAAGUCCGGGCGCCUGCUGGUCCCCGCCUACGCCUACCACAUCGAGUGCAAGCAGUGCUUUGGGAAGCUGUGCCAGACGGCUCCGCACUCCUUCUGCUUCCACAGCGACACCCACGGGCGAAGCUGGCAUUUCGGGGCGACCGUGCCGGGCCCGGAGAGUGUGGAGUGUCAGGUGGUGUCGGUGGACGAGGAGGACGGCGCCAACGUGCUGUACUGCAACGCUCGUAGCCGACUGGGCUUCCGGGUGCAGGCCCUCAGUCUGGACCAUGGCGCCACCUUCCAGGAGGGGCAGUUAGUGCAGCGGCUGGUGGAGACUGGAAACGGUUGUCAUGGUAGCGUGGUGGGAUUUCCGGCUCCCCUGCAGUUGCACACGCCCGCCCUCAUCCCGGACUCUCCGGACUUCCUCACCCCCACCUGGGUGGUGUACUCCCACCCAACGUGGACCAGCGCUCGCAAGGAUCUGGGAGUCUUCCUCAGCCUCUAUACCCGGGACCCCGACAGCUGGCGCGGACCCUGGGUGAUCUACGAGGGCCCCUGCGCCUACUCGGACCUGGCCUACAUGGAAUUGCCGCCCUCACCCGGCGCCCCGCCCGCCGUGGCCUUCGCCUGCCUGUUUGAGUGCGGCGCCGAGACGGCCUACGACCAAAUCUGCUUUUGCGUCUUCACCCUCUACGAGCUGAUCGAUCAUCUUCCCCCGGGUGACCGCCUUAGGAGCUGUGAUUAUAAAGAAUGGCGAGCCCCCAAAGUCAGUGAAAGCAGACAUGACGGUCCUCACCAUGUGUCAAGCGUGAAGAGGAGGAGGAGGAAGAGGCUUGGUCACUGUUGCUGUUUGUCUUAGUUAGCAUCAUUUCUACAUCCUGUAAUAAUACAGAUGAGGUUGAGGCACUGAUCAUAUAUCAACUAUUACCAUUACAGUAGGACCUCAACUAACCAGCUGGAGCUCUUAACACAGAACACCUGUAUCUCAAAUCAAUGUAUUCCAUUCCAAAAUAGCCCCAUUGUAACUUGUAGCAGGCCUUUUAAAUACAAACCCCGUUUCCAUAUGAGUUGGGAAAUUGUGUUAGAUGUAAAUAUAAACGGAAUACAAUGAUUUGCAAAUCCUUUUCAACCCAUAUUCAAUUGAAUGCACUACAAAGACAACAUAUUUGAUGUUCAAACUCAUAAACUUUAUUUCUUUUUUUGCAAAUAAUAAUUAACUUAGAAUUUCAUGGCUGCAACACGUGCCAAAGGAGUUGGGAAAGGGCAUGUUCACCACUGUGUUACAUGGCCUUUCCUUUUAACAACACUCAGUAAACGUUUGGGAACUGAGGAGACACAUUUUUUAAGCUUCUCAGGUGGAAUUCUUUCCCAUUUUUGCUUGACGUACAGAUUAAGUUGUUCAACAGUCCGAGGGUCUCCGUUGUGGCAUUUUAGGCUUCAUAAUGCGCCACACAUUUUCAAUGGGAGACAGGUCUGGACUACAGGCAGGCCAGUCUAGUAUCCGCACUCUUUUACUAUGAAACCACGUUGAUGUAACACGUGGCUUGGCAUUGUCUUGCUGAAAUAAGCAGGGGCGUCCAUGGUAACGUUGCUUGGAUGGCAACAUAUGUUGCUCCAAAGCCUGUAUGUACCUUUCAGCAUUAAUGGCGCCUUCACAGAUGUGUAAGUUACCCAUGUCUUGGGCACUAAUACACCCCCAUACCAUCACAGAUGCUGGCUUUUACACUUUGCGCCUAUAACAAUCCGGAUGGUUCUUUUCCUCUUUGGUCCGGAGGACACGACGUCCAGUUUCCAAAAACAAUUUGAAAUGUGGACUCGUCAGACCACAGAACCCUUUUCCACUUUGUAUCAGUCCAUCUUAGAUGAGCUCAGGCCCAGCGAAGCCGACGGCGUUUCUGGGUGUUGUUGAUAAACGGUUUUCGCCUUGCAUAGAAGAGUUUUCACUUGCACUUACAGAUGUAGCGACCAACUGUAGUUACUGACAGUGGGUUUCUGAAGUGUUUCUGAGCCCAUAUGGUGAUAUCCUUUACACACUGAUGUUGCUUGUUGAUGCAGUACAGCCUGAGAGAUCGAAGGUCACGGGCUUAGCUGCUCCGUCGAGUUUACAGUUACGGUAACACAAUUAGCCCCGAACGGGCAAACAUCACCGCUAACGUGUUACACGUCUAAUUCGCCCAGUGACUCUCUGUCGGAGUAUCAGCGCUGGGGUCCAGUGCACCACAAUUUUGUAUUGUCGCUCGGUCCUUCGGCGGAGUGCUUUGGAAGCUACCGGACCGCUCGUCUUCCCCACCCGGACUGUUUACAACGGGGGCGGGAGCGAGCAGGCGGGCGAGCGAGGGAGGCAGGGAGGAAGAGCGUGUGCGGGUGUCGUGGAAAAGCGGCAAAAUGAUCCUCUGCUUGCAUCACGCAAGUGACGUCAAUGCAUACUUGCCAACCUUGAGACCUCCGA
This is a messenger RNA of Nerophis lumbriciformis (worm pipefish), 3019 nucleotides long. RefSeq names its product sialidase 4 (gene neu4). The record is from RefSeq and is a predicted model, not a curated record. Gene Ontology annotation, molecular function: exo-alpha-sialidase activity. Gene Ontology annotation, biological process: ganglioside catabolic process; oligosaccharide catabolic process. Lineage: Eukaryota; Metazoa; Chordata; Actinopteri; Syngnathiformes; Syngnathidae. Gene Ontology annotation, cellular component: membrane; intracellular membrane-bounded organelle; cytoplasm.